AUGUAUCCAGAGUUAAUUGAAGUGACAGAUGAAGAAGCUGGAAGAAAUUUGUUGCACUUAGCCGCGGAGUAUAGACAUGAGUCCAUAAUAGACUUGUUGAAGUCAUCGUCAACUAAUUCAAAGAGGAACUUGGACAUGUUGGUCGUGGGAAUUGAUAAAGGUGGUAAUUCCCCACUUCACGCUGCUGCUAAGCUUGGAACACAUAAACCGUGGCACGUCCGCGGAGCAGCACAAUGGAUGCAGCGGGAAUGUGUUUGGUUUCAGCGCGUAAAAUGUCUACUUCCGCCACAUGUGUUGAUUAUGAAGAAUUGCAAUAACCAAUAUGCUUACCAAGUAUUCACUGAAACUCAUAGAGAUCUAAGAGAAAAAGGUGAGAGAUGGUUAAAAGAAGCAUCAAAUGUUUGUCUGUUUAUAUCGGCUCUAAUAGCAACUGUGAUGUUUGCAUCCGCCUUCACUACACCAGGUGGAAACGACUCACAUUCAGGUCGUCCAGUCUUACUCAAGAACCAAGAUUUUGUACCAUUUCUUCAUUACGCAGGUUUAUCUUUGUUCUUUUCUCUUAUAUCUUUGGGUCUGUUUUUCUCCAUCCAUACCGCUCCCUUUGACGAAUACGAAUUCUUUUUACGGUUUCCUUUAAGGGUGGUGUUUGCUGCAACUGCUUUAGUCAAUUCCGUUACUUUCACGGUUUGUGGGUUCUUCCAAACGUGGAUGCUUAUAAGUGGCUGGACAUUCCCUUUAGGCCUGCUUUGCUUUGAUAUUGGAUUAGCUUCUGUUGGGGUUGUCUUCAUUGCUGAAUUAUACGCGGACAUCAUCGUGGGCUUUAUCUGUUAG
This is a messenger RNA of Papaver somniferum (opium poppy), 831 nucleotides long. RefSeq lists its product as uncharacterized. The coding region runs from base 1 to 831 and encodes 276 amino acids. NCBI's taxonomy places the organism in Eukaryota, Viridiplantae, Streptophyta, Magnoliopsida, Ranunculales, Papaveraceae. The record is from RefSeq and is a predicted model, not a curated record. The transcript has 2 exons.